AUGGGCGCCUCCGCCAAGCCAUUGCGGCCCAACAGCCGCCAGUCCUCCUCGUCGUCCCAGCAGCCAGUGCCCAGCUACGCCUACGAGCAGUUCCACCGCGACAAGCAACUGCGGCAUAUGGCAUUCACCAGCCUCUGUCGCUGGCUCCUUACCGUUGCGCUCGCCGUGUCCAUCUACGGCGUCAUUUGGAGCUACUCGGCCAAGGAGGCCAUGCCGGCCAGCAAGAAGAAGGAGUUCAACACGCUCAUCAUUGGCCUUUCUAUAGGCCUCAGCUUGAACUUGGCCAGCUCCCUCAAAGGUGACGUGGCCGAACUGCGGUGGUGGCUGCUGAGCCUGCACGGCUGUACUCCACGGGAGGCCGAUUUGAUCUUGCAGAGCGAGCAUCUCAGCCGCCUCAUCAUGCUCGGUUGGACAUCGCGUCGCUCAAUUGUUCGAUCCAUUGUUGCUGUUUUUAUGGCAUUCAACCUCGCCUCGCAACUCGCUCUCGCCCUCCUCGGCAUUACGUACAACGUGAACCCGGCCGACAAGUUUACCGUCACUACGCCAGGCAUUGUCGAGAUUCCCGACAUGUCGGAUAUUCAGACGAAAUCGGCGCUCGCGCAAAACACAUCCCGGAACCUGAAUGAAUCCCAGGAAGUCAACGCGAGAAGAUACACAGCGAAUACUUUUGGAAUCGUUUCGAUUGCUUUGUCAGAGGGCAACAUUACUACUUUCCCCAAACCGGGCAAAAUCUUCAAUCCUGACGACCCCUCGGUAUUCUGGGAUGAUGAAAAGCAGACAUACGCGUACGUCUUCUAUGAGUCCUCGCCCGAGAACGCAGUAUACUAUACCAACGUCGCAUCGAAUCGUACAAUUUCUUUACACGCCAAAUGUGACAGCUGGCACGUCAUAAAGGGUGGCGAUGGGCUCAGCGCCAAUAUUACAGUACAAUACGACGAUGGGCAAAGGGAGGAGUGGGGGCUUCCGUCGGUAAACGGCCCUGAUCAGACCAUGUACUUCAACGACCCGGCAAUUCAGUCUGGAGACACAUGGGGUCAGGUCGACGUGUUCGAGGCUUCGAAGACGGACCCCUGGGCGUACCGCUGCAACAUCACUAUCGACCCUGUUUUGAAUGCCGUGAUCAAGGGGCACGAGGUUGGCGCCAACGUGACGCGCUACGCGGCUCCGGCCAUUGCUCUCCAAGGGUACGGGUCGUCGGUGUAUGGUUUGACAAAUGACACGAAGCUGUACCAAUGGCAGAGUUACCCAGCCGAGUCGCGCUUUGGAUUCCCUGCGAACGGCUCCGCCGACUUAAUGGGCAAUAUUGUCGCAAGGUACGCCAUUGGCGCCAUCGCAGUCACGGCACAGCGCAAUCCAAAUAUCCAGGCUCGCGGCAUGGUGCCUCAAAAGGGCAUUACCCUAGAGGUCACAAACUGGACAUAUUUACACCUUAUUCUCGGCUUGACAGUCGGAAUGCAACUGUUGAUUGCCGUUGUCUCGAUUCUCAUCGCAAACAGGGUGCAGAGCGAGCGCAGCUGA
Molecule: messenger RNA, 1518 nt
Organism: Purpureocillium lilacinum
Lineage: Eukaryota; Fungi; Ascomycota; Sordariomycetes; Hypocreales; Ophiocordycipitaceae
Source: RefSeq, a predicted model, not a curated record